UUUUGGCAACCUUUUUCCUUUCCCUUCCCCCCACCUCCUUUUUUUAUUAUUAUUAUUUAUUUGGAGUAACUCUUCCUGGAGUUCUCUAUUCCUUUCCCUUUUUUUUUUUCUUUUUUUUCUUUUUUUUUUUUUUUUAAUCUAGAGAGAGGAAGAGCUAUAGAUAGAAAACUUCUUUUUGAAUGAUAAUUUCUCCCCCUCCUUUUUGGACUGGGAGGGAGUGAAAUCUUUUUACUUUUUGGUGGUGGUGUUGUGCCUUGUGUGCGCGUGUUUCCUUCCUCCUCUCCUCCUCCUUGCUUUCUCUCUCUCUCGCAACAGCCCCGGUAAAUGAGAAGAGACAGGUCUUCUCUGCCAAUUUUUUUUCUUUUUUUUUUUUCUUCUUUUUUAUGGAUCGGCAAGGGGAAAUUUAAAAGUGGCAUUUUAGUGCCUUUUUCCUGCAGUUUUUUUUUUUUUCUCUCCCCAAUAGAGAUCUUUGGGGCUAAGGUUUAGGCAGAAAGUUUGGGGGCUUGUUAGUAUUUGGGGGGGAGGGGAGCACAUUCAUUUUUUGUGUGUAUGUGCUGUUCUGCUGUAGGCUUAUUGGAGAAUAACAGUGUAAGUGACAGCCUAGAAGUAGACUUUCUGCUCUUCACGCUGGAUAGAAAAGCUUUUUUGCCCACCUUGUCACUUGCUCUUGUACGCAUUGAUUUUAUUUUUGAAAGGACAGCCAGGCUUAAGCUGUCCGCGGCUCAAUUAAAAACUGUAACUUUUUUUUCAUUUUUAUUACUACACUUGCCUGGUCAAUUUGAUCUUAAUUUCCUUUUUCCAUUCCUAAAGCUUGAAAAGGUAUUCUUAGUAUUUUUUGUCCAUUGCUAUUUUGCUCAUGGCUCCUUUUUUUCUCACUAUUUAUUUUUGCCCCUCCCCUGCUUAGAGGAAAAUAACAAAAAAGAAAAAUAAUAGAAUUUUAAGGGAAGUAGCCUUUAGGUCUGCUGGCUUUUUGUUUGGGUAUUUUUUCCCUUUAAAAAAAAAAAAGGGACCUAGAAAACAUCAGUCUUGAACUUCUUCCUCUUCAAGAGCUCGAGCUGCAAAGGAAACCUUCUUUGUUUUUGUUAUUUAUAUGCUGUCAAGUUUUGAAGUGGUGAUCUUUAGAGGCGGGACUGAGCAUGGAUCAUUUGAACGAGGCAACUCAGGGGAAAGAACAUUCAGAAAUGUCUAACAAUGUAAGCGAUCCGAAGGGUCCACCAGCCAAAAUUGUGCGCUUGGAACAGAAUGGGAGCCCAUUAGGAAGAGGAAGACUUGGAAGUACAGGAACUAAAAUGCAAGGAGUGCCUUUAAAACACUCUGGACACCUGAUGAGAACUAAUAUUAGAAAAGGAAGUAUGCUUCCAGUUUUCUGUGUAGUGGAACAUUAUGAAAAUGCCAUUGAGUAUGAUUCUAAGGAGGAGCAUGCAGAAUUUGUGUUGGUGAGGAAGGACAUGCUUUUCAAUCAGCUGAUUGAAAUGGCAUUGCUAUCACUUGGAUAUUCUCAUAGCUCUGCUGCCCAAGCAAAAGGGCUAAUCCAGGUUGGAAAGUGGAAUCCUGUUCCACUCUCCUAUGUGACAGAUGCCCCUGACGCCACAGUAGCAGACAUGUUACAAGAUGUGUAUCAUGUAGUCACACUGAAAAUCCAGUUACACAGUUGCCCUAAACUAGAAGACUUGCCUCCUGAACAAUGGUCUCACACAACAGUAAGAAAUGCUCUGAAGGACUUACUGAAGGAUAUGAACCAGAGUUCAUUGGCCAAGGAAUGUCCCCUUUCACAGAGUAUGAUUUCUUCCAUUGUGAACAGCACUUACUAUGCAAAUGUCUCAGCAGCAAAAUGUCAGGAAUUUGGAAGGUGGUAUAAACAUUUCAAGAAGGCAAAAGAUAUGAUGGUUGAAAUGGAUAGCAUUUCCGAACUACCCCAACAAGGUGCCAACCACGUCAACUUUGGUCAGCAACCAGUCCCAGGGAAUACAGCCGAACAGCCUCCAUCCCCUGUUCAGCUUUCUCAUGGUAGUCAACCAUCUGUUCGGACCCCACUUCCAAACCUGCACCCUGGACUCGUAUCUACUCCCAUUAGCCCUCAGCUGGUAAAUCAGCAGCUGGUAAUGGCCCAGUUGCUGAACCAGCAGUAUGCAGUGAAUAGACUUCUAGCCCAGCAGUCCUUAAACCAACAGUACUUGAACCACCCUCCUCCUGUCAGUAGGUCCAUGAACAAGCCGUUGGAGCAGCAAGUUUCAACUAACACAGAGGUGUCUUCCGAAAUCUACCAGUGGGUACGCGAUGAAUUGAAACGAGCAGGAAUCUCACAGGCAGUAUUUGCACGUGUGGCUUUUAACAGAACUCAGGGCUUGCUUUCAGAAAUCCUCCGAAAGGAAGAGGAUCCCAAGACUGCCUCGCAGUCCUUACUGGUAAACCUUCGGGCUAUGCAGAACUUCUUGCAGCUGCCAGAAGCUGAACGAGAUCGAAUUUACCAGGACGAAAGGGAAAGGAGCUUGAAUGCAGCCUCUGCCAUGGGCCCAGCACCUCUCAUAAGCACACCGCCUAACCGUCCUCCACAAGUCAAAACAGCUACCAUUGCAACAGAGAGGAAUGUAAAAACAGAAAAUAAUACCAUGAACAUUAAUGCUUCCAUUUAUGAUGAGAUUCAGCAGGAAAUGAAGAGAGCUAAAGUGUCUCAAGCAUUAUUUGCAAAGGUUGCAGCAACGAAAAGCCAGAACAAGGGGACAGGGAAGUGGAACCCAUUCAAGAAAGUUCCAACAAGGAAGAACCCACCCGUAUGCAUAACACUACACUCAAAUGGAUGGAGGAGAGUUCUUCCCCAGCACCAGAAGGGUUGGCUCUGUGAACUGCUACGUUGGAAAGAAGAUCCCUCACCAGAAAACAGGACCUUAUGGGAGAAUCUGUCAAUGAUCCGAAGGUUCCUCAGUCUUCCUCAGCCUGAACGAGAUGCCAUUUAUGAACAAGAAAGCAAUGCAGUUCAUCACCAUGGUGACAGGCCUUCCCACAUUAUCCAUGUUCCUGCAGAGCAGAUUCAGAGCCCCUCUCCCACCACCCAUGUGAAGGAAGAGCAUAGAAGUGCUUUCUUACCAGGCUUGCUGACCACUGGACCUUGGCUGGGUGCUACUCCUCAGCAGCAACAGCAGCAGCAACAGCAACAACAGCAGCAGCAGCAACAGCAACAACAGCAGCAGCAGCAACAGCAACAACCAGGUCCCAGACUACCCCCACGACAGCCUACAGUUGCGUCACCAGCUGAAUCUGAGGAUGAAAAUCGUCAGAAACCCCGACCUAGAACAAAGAUUUCUGUUGAAGCCCUGGGAAUCCUACAGAGUUUCAUACAAGACGUAGGCCUAUAUCCAGAUGAAGAAGCAAUUCAGACUCUCUCCGCUCAGCUUGACCUACCCAAGUACACCAUUAUCAAGUUCUUUCAGAACCAGCGAUAUUAUCUCAAGCACCAUGGGAAGCUGAAGGACAAUUCUGGUUUAGAGGUGGAUGUUGCAGAAUACAAGGAAGAGGAGCUGCUUAACGAUUUAGAAGACAGCAUCCAAGACAAAAAUGCAAACACGCUUUUUUCAGUUAAACUAGAAGAAGAAUUAUCAGUAGAAGGGAACACAGAGCUUAAUGCUGAGUUGAAAGACUGAUUUUAAAAGUAUUAUUUUCAUUCAACAGUGCCACUGGUAUUUACUAAUGAAAUGAAAAUUCCAUCAUGCAUUCUGUCAAAAACCUUUUAUUAUUCAUUGUUUGGCCAAUGAAUCUUCCAAAACUUGCACAAAAGUUGAAAAAAGGAUAAUGCAGACUGCACUAGAUGUUUUACUCUGUUUUACAAACUGCUUUGCAGCUACAGAUGAAGCGUUGAGGAUUGUUUGAUAUUAAUUUGUGUUCACUGGUACGCUGUGUGAGUGUACCCAAUAAGCAUGAUACCAGUGAUUUUGAUUCUGGAGCCUUCAGACAAGCAUUACAACUUUUGUGAUUUAUUGUUUCAUUUUUUUUAAAUGAUUACUGUAACACUCCACACUUGAUCUUUGAAACUCACGUUUAUUUAAAAAAAAGAGUUUGUUACUCUUGCUCUAUUGUAUGUUACAAAAGAACUAUAGACUGUGGAAUGCAGUUUAAAGAUAACAUAUGCCAACAAAUGCCUUGUAUUAUAUGGCACUGCCGUAAUUCAGAUUUGUUUUCUUUUGGAAAUAAAGGUCACUGUAUUUUUUUUCCAUUCUCAUUGUUACAUGAUUUUUAAAAAAAUGAAAAGAAAAUGUGAAACACAAUUUAGUCCUCAUUAUUUAUUUGUAGAUCCUGCAGCAUCAUGUUGUAAUUAAUUUUUUUGGAAGUUUCCGUUAAAUGUAAUAUUGCUUCUCUUGUUAUCAUACUGAUUUUUUUUUUCUAUUUAUAAAUGUAUUUUGAUGGGCAGUAAAACAAAGUGUCUUAAAAGUUUUAAAUAGAGAAAAUGUGCUUUACACAGUUGCCUAUAAAAAGUGCUCUAUGUUAUCCAAGCAAUUCAUACUAUAAGCUUCACUCUAAUUGUUGUAUGCAAUUUUUACUAUCAUGCAAAUAAGCUUAGGUAAAUAAAACUAAUAGAUCACCUUAGAAACUUAUGCAAUUAAUGUGAAAAUAAUUGAUGUUUGCAAUGUGUCUUCCUUUGGUUUACAAUCAAUUUUAAAGCUAUAGCUGUAUAAAUUUUCUGUAUAAAGGUGUAUUUCUUUUUUAUGAGUUUAUUGCUAUGAAAACACCAGUUAUUUUGUUACAGCUGGCUGUUUUUAUAAGUGUAUCACAAUUUUCUUUAUGCAGAAAUGUUCUGACUAGGAGUGGUUAUUGACUGUAACUACACAAUUAAAAUUGUUUGUAUGGUAUGAUAUGGCA
This is a messenger RNA of Gavialis gangeticus (Gharial), 4851 nucleotides long. It is a transcript of the gene SATB1, whose product is annotated as SATB homeobox 1. The record is from RefSeq and is a predicted model, not a curated record. Gene Ontology annotation, molecular function: DNA-binding transcription factor activity, RNA polymerase II-specific; RNA polymerase II cis-regulatory region sequence-specific DNA binding. NCBI's taxonomy places the organism in Eukaryota, Metazoa, Chordata, Crocodylia, Gavialidae. The coding region runs from base 1137 to 3638 and encodes 833 amino acids. The transcript has 13 exons. Gene Ontology annotation, biological process: regulation of transcription by RNA polymerase II; chromatin remodeling.